This is a messenger RNA of Mercenaria mercenaria, 5626 nucleotides long. RefSeq names its product protein zer-1 homolog. Gene Ontology annotation, cellular component: Cul2-RING ubiquitin ligase complex. The transcript is spliced from 19 exons. NCBI's taxonomy places the organism in Eukaryota, Metazoa, Mollusca, Bivalvia, Venerida, Veneridae. The record is from RefSeq and is a predicted model, not a curated record. Bases 2303 to 5125 code for a protein of 940 amino acids.
UUAAACAUUCAUAUGUGGUUUAAUAUACAGAUAUGCUAAUGCAGUUUAUUUUACAAACACACAUUUUUUUUAUCAUAAAAUGAACAUUUACAGUUUUUUGUCAGUCUCCAUUGUUGAAAUCUUUGCGGAAAUGAUUUGCGUUAGAAAUAACAUUUAUGAAGCGGCUGAUACUACUGUUUGCAGAUCAGAUUGCCCUUUCGCCUUAUCUUAAAUCAAUAGACUUGUACCUUUACGUCGCUGGAGCUAUUUUUGGAACUCGUCUAUACAGGUAACUCCGCCUUUCCGAUACGUGUAAACAAAAAUACUGAAUGAACUUGUUUACAUUGGCUGCAUGACCGAGAAAUGAUGAUUUAAAUACUGUUCGAACGGGUGUUUAACCGGAUUGUAACAGAUGUACUAAAUCUAAUCUUCAUUUAAAAUUUAAAUGAAUCUUGCCACAAUGCACAGUACAUUUAGGUAGCUUGGAUGUGAAAAAAGACACCCUUUUAUACAUUACAGGCCUUUUUUCUGCCUAAAUUUCAGUAACUUUUGCUGCAGUCUUUUCUUCUAAAUAACGUAUCUAGUGUUUAGUUUUCACAAUAAUUAUAAAACGUGACUGACUCGAGUUGUUGGAUUCGCUCAUUAUUGACUGAUGGGCAUAAGUUCGAUUCCCGGAACCGACCAUGCCUCUUUAGCUGAAAAAUGUCGGCAAUUUCUUAUGGAAUAUGUGAGUCUUAGUCUAACUAAUUUGACGCGAUCCUAGGAAACAGUUACGAGUUAUUUUCUCAACUCGAAAGAUCACUAGAUUUGGGUUUAGAUGCUGAUUUGUUGCGAAUAUGAGAUAAAUUCAAAUAAAACUUACUAUUGUAUCAAAAGGUAGUCCAAAUAAUUAUACUCAAGAGUUGAAUAUCGUUAUAUUUUUUGACUGGUCGAUAUCCCCUCUAGGUAGACAACGUAAAAUUUCAAAAUGUAAAAUCGGUCUACCCGGGGUCUCAUUAUAAAGACUAAUCAAAAGGGGAGAUUAAAUUCCUCAUUAAUUUAUGUAAAAGUUAUCAUAAUUCCCUUUAACACGAUUAACGUUACACGUAAUGUCUAAGCAAUAAAACCAACGACUUUAAAUGACGGUGUGCUGUUAUUUAUCCUCGAUUAUUUUGGUCCAUUUAGAGUGACCGUCACAAAUAUAAAACAAACUAAACGUCGAAUUAUUUUGACUUACGCGAGUCUAUAACUGGUUCUUUCCAUGAACGAAGAAAAGGUUUAUCAACUGCCUGUAUGUAAAUAACUGAAAUAGUGUUUAAACGACUUCAAAUAAAUAGUAGAUAAAUUCACAUACACGUAAACCCCACCAAUAAAAUAAAAAUGAAAUAAAAUUAGAUCUAAAAUGGAGUUAGAUUUGCGAUAGUUAAGCUACAGAAGACUCUGUAACAGUCUGAAUAUCAAAUAAGUCAGUGUUUAUGGAUCUACGUACAAGUGUUACGUAGCUUGAAGGUUCAACGAGAUACCUUUCUAUAAAACCUUGUGUACCUUGCGUGGUUGGAAAUUCUGUCGAUAAUAAUUGUCAUAACAAACAAAAAGUGCUGUUUUCAUUUGAACGUAGUUGAACUAUUCUAUAUUCUACUUUUAAAACAUAUCCAUUAUCACCUUAUUGCAUUUUACAAUGUAUGCAAGUACGGCAAUACUUCAAAGACAGAGUCAGAGCGUGCGCUUUGUGUGACGUCAAGAUAAAGAAAAAAAAGGUUCAGGACAAGGUGAAUGAAUAAUUUAUUGUGGAUGAGGCGGGGUUAACCUGUCAGAAUUACUCCAAAAAUAGCUCAAGCUUCACAGUUUCUGUGACGUAAACGUGCAACUCUAUCGAUCUGAAAGAAAUUGAAGGGGCAAUUUGAUCUGCAAACAGUAGUAUACCUAUGGAUUAAAAGAUGUGUUGAUAUAUAAAUUUCCAGGAUCUGAAAUAUAGCAACACACAGUCAAGUACAAGGACUUUUAUGGCUGUGACACAGCAGGCAAAUAGGGCUGUUGAGAUAGUUAAUUAAAUAUGUGAGAAGAUCCUUUUCAGUGUUUAGAAUGCAUUCUAUCUACUCACUCCAGCAUGUAUUUAUGUUUCUGGUAGUGAAGUGUUCAGCACAGGUCCAUAAACACCAGCUGAAUCAGGACUUCGUUGUAUAGAAACACUAUUGGACAGACUAUAUGAACAUAAGAACUGUUCUCCACAGUAAUAUGGUGUAAAAUGAGCAAUUUACUGCCAGUCAUGUAUGAUCAAAGUUAUCCUGUGGACGUCGAUAUCAAAUGAUAUAUAGAUUGAAAAGAGCAGAACAUAGCAGAUAUUAUGGCACAUAUUGUUCUGAAUCCUGAAAUUUCAAAGGGUGAUGCAAGUUCUGUCAUAGACUGUCCUGAUACACUACAGGACCUAUGUGUUUUCUACCUAAUGAACAAUAUAGAUACACUUGUGCAAUCUCUGAACAAAACACAAGACACAAAUGAAGAGUUCACUUCAUUAUUUUCGUUGUUGCAUGCCAACAGAAUGUUGGGAUAUUACAGUAAAUGCUGCAUACCGUGUGAUCAUGAACUCCCAUACAUUGAUCAGCUAAUGGAAAAAUGUCAACAGUGUGAUGAAAUAAGUGUAACUACUACAUCACCCUGGACAAAUAUUCUGAUGUUUGCUGAUUCAUGUAAGUCAGUUAGAAGACUUGAUCUUACAAUCUUUGAUAAUGACUUACAACUCUCAGCCUACAGUGAAUUGCUGGAAAACAAUUUGCCUCAUUUGACAUCAUUAAAACUUUCACAGAAAUGUGAAGAAUUAUGUGCAGUUGGCUUUUUAAAUAUGCUUGGUGGAAAAGACUUUGAUGCCGAUAUUAUAGUGCCUGACUCAAGUGAUGAUAAUGACAACAAUGAUGAUGACAAUGACAACGAUGAUGAUGACAAUGACAACGAUGAUGACGACAAUGACAACACUGAUGAUGACAAUGACAACAAUGAUGAUGACAAUGACAACGAUGAUGAUGGUGAUAAUGAUGCUACUGCUGCAGCUGCUGCUGAUGAUAAGCAAGGAGCUACCUGUGAUUUUAAGAAGACAGAAGGUUAUAGUGCAAAGAAAACAGAUUUGCAAAAAGGAAACUUAGAUACCGAGACUGUCACAGACACAGAAACUGUUGAAUCAGAAGACAAACAAUCUGAAAAUGUAUCCGACAAGGUCAUUUCCAAUUUGAAAUCUUUUAGUUACCUACAAAUUGACUCCAAUGCUCAUCCAAACUUUGAGCCAUGUAGAAGUUUUGGGUGGUUUUAUGCACUUCUUUCAAGGGUUAUCAGCUGUAACCAACAUCUUCAGUCUUUCAAGUUAGUUACUAUUAUCUCAAACCCAAUCGAAUGGUUCCUGUCUCAGCCAGAUCUACCAAGGCUCAAGGAUCUUCAGUCAUUGUGUUUGUCUUUAGAGUAUUUUGAUGACUAUGUAGCAGAUAGUGAUGAAAUCAAGAUGCCAUACACCGACAAGUUCUUUACAAACCUACCUGUUCUUCAAAACCUGAGACAUUUGGAUAUCUCAUGCAGUGUACCAAUGGAAUACUUCAUGUCAUCAAUGUUUUCCUACUCGGAGCAAACGGUUGAAAUGUUCAUCGAGGCAUUGAAGGUGAUGCCACAGUUGAAAUCACUGGAUAUAUCUGGCACAAACCUUGCUACCAUUAUUUGUCACACAGAUAAAGAAGAUCAGAAGUGGUGUAUAGGUCACUGUAUGCCAGGAUUUGAGGGUAGACGGUUUGACUUUCUUGGACUAUAUGGUACUGAUGCAUGUAAACACAAGUUCAUUCCAGCUGAUAGGGUGAGUGGGACUGCAAGCAUUGAACAGUUGGUAGAAGCUCUGAAAUCUCUGCAGCACAAUAGGAUGCUCAUGUCUGCGGUUAUCAAAGACAUAAGCCAAUGGUUAAAGGAACAUAGGGUUGGCAGUACUGCAGGUCUUGCCUUGGUAGAUGGUCUUAUAAUGUAUAUGACACAAUCAGGAGAAUGGACUGAUGGUGGAGCAUCAGAAGAAUUUGAAGAGAAAAGUAUUUGUAUCGCUUUGGAAAUUAUGUUCAGUCUGGUUGUAGACCAUGGUCUGGUGGAAUGUUUCACUGUAAGAAGGAAGAGAUUGCUUCUGGACCAGCUUCUUAAUAUUUGUAACAUGAUGUGUACCAGAAUUCGCUGGAACCUAAGUGCCACAAGGAUCACAGAACAGAGAACUAAGAUAUUUGAGAAGUCCAUGUUGUUGAUUCGUCACCUUGGCUUGGAGCAUACAGCAAUGUACAGUUACAGAUUCAAGCAGUAUGUACAAGUUUUGCUUGGAAUAUUUCACAGUCCAGUGGGACAAACAGAGAAAUUGUGGUAUGGGAAUUUGCCCCUCGAUUUGCUGUAUUCAGUUUGCAAAAACAAUCUAGAAUACAAGGUGGUUGCUGGCAGGAAGUUGGAAAUUGUUAAGAUAUUGUUAAAAGAAAUCAAAGAAAAAGCAAGUUCAGCUUUUGUGCCAAAGAUAUGGAAUAUACUGUGGACACUUACUGAAGGCGUACCAUGUAACUGUGAGUUGUUUGUACAGAAUGAAGGGUUGCAGGUAUCCAGGACGUGUAUUGAUAAAUAUUCUGAUGACAAACCCCUCCGGGUAGUGAUCUUCGCGACUUUGGUUAAUGUAUCUGAAAAUCCUGGUUUGAUAACUUGGCUGAUGACUUCGGACAUGAUAUCAAUAUUAAAGAAGCUGUUGUCAUAUGAAAAUGAGGAAGACUUUGGUGUAAGUUUUAAAGCUGCUGAUUUUCUCAUCAUACUGGCUUCAUAUGGUCCCGAGGCAUGGACGAUGGUGAAACCGUCUAGAGAUGAAAUAUUAGAGAAAAUAGACCAAGUAAUGCACAAAUGGGAUAUUAAUAAACCUAUAGGCAGAAAAAUCAGGUGGUCAUUGCCUACUGUUUUGUCACACCUAGACAGUUACAGCACUCCAGUUGUACAAUAUUGGGCAGCUUGGCUCAUAUGUAAUUCGAUCAUUGUUUCACCACAGCGUUAUUGUGAAAUGUUACUAUCUGGUGAUGGAUUGGCCAAGAUUGACAGAAUGAUACAACAUGGAGGACUCCGAGAUGACAUUGUGAUUCUCCUAGAAAAGAUCAGAACAUUAACCGUGGAGUACAAAGAGCAACGAUGAGGAAAAAUACAUGCAACACAAACGGAAAAUAAAAAAAUAAGAGCAACAAAUGCGGAAAUUUCAAACAGUUAUGAGCAGUUGAGGAAAAAUAAAAACAGAUAAAAUGGAGUACAGGGAGAGAGAAUUAGGAAAAAUACAAACAGCACAAUGAGGAAAUACACAAAGAGUUAAGAACAAUAUGUGAGGAAACAUACAAACAGUUAUGGGCAACAAAUGAGGAAAUAUACAAACAACAUGAUGAGGAAAUAUACAAAGAAUUCAGAGCAACAAAUAAGGAAAUAUUGUUAAGAUCAGCAGAUGAGGAAAUACACAAAAGAUGAAGAAGUACGCAAACAGUGAAGUUCACCAAACUAGGAACUUUACAAACAAUGAAUAGCAACAGUUGAAUUAUUGAUUAAGCAAUGCUUUGGCUUGUUAAAUGUAUAGUUAUACUAUUAUGUUACGAACUGUUUAAUUGAUACGUGCAUUGAAAAUAUUUGAAUUAAAAUACAGGUAAUUGGA